Ixodes scapularis (black-legged tick) is the source of this 1173-nucleotide messenger RNA. Its product is annotated as juvenile hormone acid O-methyltransferase-like. The record is from RefSeq and is a predicted model, not a curated record. Bases 14 to 889 code for a protein of 291 amino acids. Lineage: Eukaryota; Metazoa; Arthropoda; Arachnida; Ixodida; Ixodidae. The transcript has 3 exons.
CUGCUCCGGAAACAUGGCGAAUCCUUCGAUCGCAGAAGCACGAGAAGAACCUCAACCAGCCGUGACAUUCCUCCCGGAGGUCUAUGUGAAGGCCAACGACCUUCAGCGAAAGACGAACAUCAGGACGCUCGAACGUUUGGGAAUCAACUUCAAAAGUAGACCCAGCGCGGACCAGCAGUUUAUAGACAUAGGAUGUGGUACCGGCGACUUCACUCGCCAAGAACUCCUGCAACGCUGCCAGCCCUGUAGGAGGAUCGUGGCAACGGACAUCGGCGAAAGCAUGGUGACCUACGCGAAAGAGAACUUUGCCCAUCCGCAGAUCGAGUACCAGGUCCAUGAUAUCUCGAUUGACGUGUCCGGACUGGUCAAAAGGUACGGCCAGUUCAACCGCGUCUAUUCUUUCUACACUUUACAUUUUGCGAAGGACUACGUGACCGCCUUCAGAAACAUAUCCGACUUGAUGACUUCCGGAGGAGAGUGCCUGCUUCUGUUUGUGGCUCGUUGGACGGGCUACGAGGUGUGGAGGACAAUCGCCCAGAUGGACCGAUGGAAAGCGUAUGAAGAGAUCUCCGAGAAGUUUAUUCCUGACAGUCAUGACCUUGAGGACAACACUAGUCUCAUCUCUUACAUGCUGGACAUUCUCGAGACUGUGAACUUGAAGCCUCAUGCAUGUAGAAUUCUAACCAAUUCUUCUCUUGUUGAAGACCUGGAGGAUACCAUUCGAAUGAAUAUCGCUGUCCAUCCGUUUUUGCCACUACUUCCGGUCGAGUCAAGAGCAAGAUACAAAGAUGAUGUGGAGAAUGUCAUUCGCUCACACUGGAAGCAAAGCAACGACGGAGAUCCACAUUAUGACGCCGAUAUGUUUGUUAUCCACGCUGAAAAAUCUUGACUGAAGAAAAAAAAUUGGAUUUCGCCACCUCUAUGAGGAUAACAGCAAUAGCGGCGAACGUAUAACCCUAACAUGUAUUGUUCAUCAUGAUGCAUUGUUCGCAAGCGAGUUUAAUUUUUUUUUAAAGUUGUAGUUAUUCAAUUGCUUACACCACUUUUUUCAGCUAAAACUUGUAAUGAGCUGUCGCAUGUAACUAAUGACGCAACCAAAUGUAUCCAAAUGCCAAUUAGUGCAAAUAACCUCCUAAUAAAUAAAAAAAUAAAAAAGGCAUAUUUUUUUACCUU